AUGGCAGCAGCGGCAGACGCACUUUAUUUCCUGAAAGAAUGCGACUCAGUGACGGGGGAGCUGCAGCGGCUGCUGGGCGCGGGAGGGCUGCGAUCUUUGAACAACUUUUUGUCUUUUUCUCUCGGAAAACAAACAAGAAGUGAAAUAAGUGCCAUUUCCCCUUACAAAGGGCCUUCUCGUGCUGCUGCUGCUGCAGCAGCAGCAGCAGCAGGGCCCCAGGCGUGCCCGGGCUGCGCUGCUUCCAGCAGCAGCAGAAAGGAAGCGCUGGAGGAAGCUGCUGUUGCUUGCUACAAGCUGGAGGGUCUUUGUGUCUACCUGGAAGUGCAUGCAGAAGAAAUUCGAGCUGCUGCAGCGCUGCAUGCAGCAGCAGCAAGAGCCACAACAGCGCCCGCCGCGCGCCCCCGUGUCGCAGCAGCAGCAGCAACAGCAGCAACGGCACCGAGAGCUGCAGCAGCAAUAGGCCCCAAGCUCGGUUCGUACCAAAGAGCAGUCAGCGUGAAGAUUCCCCUAGCAGCUCCACGUGUCGCAGCUCCCAGCAGCAGCAGCAGCAGCAGCAGCACCAAUAGCAGCGGCAGCAGCAGCAGCAGCAGACAGGGCCUGCGAGUAAGGAGAGCAGAAACGGAAGUUGUGAGGGGAGGCCUUUUUAAAGAGCUCUCGCGGGGAGAGCCAGGCAGCAGCAGCACGCGCAAAUCUGCUGCUGCUGCUGAGCAGCAACAGCAGCAGCUGAUGCAGCAGCAGCUGAUGCAGCAGCAGCUGAUGCACCAGCAGCAGCAGCAAGGCUUGUCAGGCGCCCUGCUGCUGCCAGCGCCCUCUCUCCGCCGCGGCGGAGACACAGGGUGA
Messenger RNA from Eimeria tenella, 840 nucleotides. RefSeq lists its product as uncharacterized. The coding region runs from base 1 to 840 and encodes 279 amino acids. The transcript has 4 exons. Lineage: Eukaryota; Apicomplexa; Conoidasida; Eucoccidiorida; Eimeriidae. The record is from RefSeq and is a predicted model, not a curated record.